UUUUUUUAGCAUAUAUGUUGGCUCUACUGGAGUCGUGAGAAUGAUAAUCGACUUCCGACCAGACGAACAUGGCUACCUGUGCCAAUGAAUAAUGAUGUACUAGCGCGCUGUAGCUUUGUAAACAAGUAAAGAAUAUUGCUUGACAUUGUAUAGUUUCAAAGUGAUUUUCUCACGAGGUUGUUACGACAGCGAAAUUGUUUUACAACAUUUCGUUCGACUUGUCGAACGGCUUACAGAUAAACGGCAUACCGUAGGUUCUUUUGUCAAACUGUUGCAACCAACCUCUAACGCGUCAAUGGAUAUCAGCGACACGGAGGAAAUCGCGCGGCACCCGAGGUCCAUCGUGCACUUGGACAUCGAUUGCUUCUACGCUCAGGUAGAAAUGUUACGGCAUCCCGAAUUGGAUGGAAAACCUCUGGGGGUACAACAGAAGAAUAUUGUCGUCACCAGCAAUUACUUGGCGCGGAAAUUUGGCGUUGGGAAGUGCAUGUCAGUGCAGGAAGCGUUGCGUCUUUGCCCCGGACUCUCUCUUAUUCGAGGUGAAGACCUGUCCGAGUAUCGCCGAAUAUCGACAAAGAUAUCGGAAAUAUUGCAUCAGUUUACCCCUUUGGUCGAGAGGUUAGGUAUGGACGAGAGCUUUGUGGACGUAUCUGCAAUGGUAGAACGAUAUGAGAAUGAUAAACGAGACACCGAUUGCCGAAUGAAGGACGGCAAUUCCUGUGAUGACGACUACGACGAUUGUGAAGAUAAGCCGGAACAAGUUGUUGGGAACAUUUUUGGCAUGUCCGAAGAAGAAUGUCCUUGUGGCUGUCACGCUCGCCUUGCUGCUGCCUCCAGAAUUGCGGCUGAUAUGAGAGCUCGUAUAUAUAAAGAAUUGCAUUUAACUUGUAGUGCGGGUAUUGGUACCAACAAGCUGGUGGCCAAGCUGGCUGGCUCGCUGCAUAAACCCAAUCAGCAAACUGUGGUAUAUCCGUGCUCUGGGCCGGCUCUCCUUACUAAGAUUGGACCUGUCUCAAAAAUACCAGGAGUAGGUUUCAAAACUGACCAGCUACUGGCAAUGAACAAUAUCAGAACAGUAGAGGAUGUGCGUCGAUUGUCACUGGAGGAUUUAGAAUUGAAGAUUGGCAGUGACUUAGCCAGAAAGCUGAAGGAUAGCGCCGAAGGUAUCGACGACAGUGCUGUGAAACCAUCUGGAAAACCUCAGUCGAUAGGAAUAGAGGAUGGUUUCAAACAUGUGUCAUUGGUAGUAGAGGUUGAAUCGCGCCUUGGAGCCCUACUUAGACGACUUACAGACUUGGCAACUGAAGAUGGGAGAAUACCGGUGGCAAUGAAAGUAACUGUGAGAAAACACGAUUUGAAUAAACCGAGUACAGGUAAGAGGGAGACAAGGCAGUGUGCUCUGCCUCAAACUCUUCUACCAUCCACAAAGGGGGGCAUAUAUGACCAUGGAAAAAUGCUAAUCCUAGCCAUGAAGCUGUUUCAUCGAGCAGUCGAUGUCUCCAAACCAUUUCAUUUGACACUACUGGGAGUGGCAUUUACAAAGUUUGAGGAACGCGUCUCUGGAAGAAGCAGUAUCACCUCAUUCUUACGAAAACAAGUUGCGGUGCAGUCAGUACUUGACAUUAGUUCCGAGGAAGGAAUUUCGGAACUAGAUUUUCCAUCUGCCGGAAGCACUGACACUUCUACAAUUCCUGAUGUCGCCAUUAGUACAGUUGCAAUUGCGACCACAGCUACUGCUACGACAACUGUUGUGAGCGAUGUUCUUCUCGCAGUAGACAGCAGAGAUUCGGGAGACGAAAUGACCAAGUGCUGUUCAACUCCAAGUCCAGAUCGUAUGAUUACGCCGCCGUUGAAUUUACACAGUCCAUCCAUGUCGUCUAGCAGUGCUGAAGCUACCUCGGGAGGUAACUCUCACAAUUACCUUCCUAAUCACCGCCCUCAUCGUCAUCAUCAUCAUCGUCACCUUCCUCGUCAUCACCAUCAUCAUCAUCAUCGUCGUCAAUCCCCGGAAGAAGAGGACUCUUCAGGAGAGGUAGAGCCAUCUCCUAAAAAAACCAAACUUGAGGUUUGGUUAAGAGGCCGCAGAGAGUCACCGAGCAAUGAAAUGGCAAGUCUGAGACUCAGCCCAUCUUCGCCUAUGUCGUCAAUAUCACCACCACCAGGAACAGAUCCAGCUGUCUUCAAAUCGCUCCCCAUUGACUUGCAAACAGAAAUCAGCCAGUCGUGGUCAACUUCUAGCAAACCAAAACCGAACGAUAUACUCAAAUAUUUUAUAGCAAACAAGUGACAGAGUAACACGAGCUGGCAUACAACGAAAAAUGUUCGAUCGACUCGAAUCUGAGGAUGACCUAAUUAAAAUUGAAAUGAAAAUAAAUAAAAAAUAAUUUCUGACCAACAUGUCAAUUUGAGCUUAACAGAUUUAAUUUGCUCUGUGACUGAAUAAACACACAGUCACUGGUUGAAAGUUACUUGUGAUAUAAUUCUGUAGAAUUGGUAAAUCGCUAUAGAUUGUUCAGCUGAUUCUUUUCCUAAAGACAUGUCUAAGAUUGACUGUCACUGUCUCAUUUUAUGAUUUAUUACUCAAUGUCAAUAGUUUCUAGAGCAAUUUUCCUUUUUCUUCCAAGGUAAUAAUUGAAAGCCAAUAUCGCACGAUCGUUGGGCAAACAAUGUACAUUGUAUAUACCUGCACUAUUUUGAACAAAACUAGUUUUUAAAUGAAAGUGAGUUUUUAUUUUUAUAAGAUUACAUACUGUUAUCACAAUACAAUAUUAUUAUAUGCAUUAAAAAUUAUUAUACUGUAAGUUGUAAUUGAUAUGUAUGUACAUAAACAACUGCAGAUAUUUGAAGGCUGUCCACUGUAUUAGCAAACGUGGGUCGUUAAUAAAUUUAUUGUUGAAUACAGAAACAUUCUCCUGUUGUAAUGAAAACAGUACCCAAGUCUUCGAGUGUCACUGGUUUUGUAAAUGAGUUCACUGAAUAAUAGGGCUGGUCUAGUGUGAGAACUCAUCGAUCGACUCAUUCGAUUAUAGCAACAAGUCACUUCAGAGACGAUUGAAUCGUUGCAUCAUUGUAAGCUCUCCAGAGAUGAAGAACCUAACUGCGUAUGUACUU
Neodiprion fabricii is the source of this 3111-nucleotide messenger RNA. It is a transcript of the gene PolI, whose product is annotated as DNA polymerase iota. Gene Ontology annotation, molecular function: DNA-directed DNA polymerase activity; damaged DNA binding. Gene Ontology annotation, biological process: translesion synthesis. Bases 296 to 2287 code for a protein of 663 amino acids. The transcript has a single exon. Lineage: Eukaryota; Metazoa; Arthropoda; Insecta; Hymenoptera; Diprionidae. The record is from RefSeq and is a predicted model, not a curated record.